CCGCGCGAGUCCCGGCGCCAAAGCUGUUUGUCGCGAUAGCUUCCAAGAUUCGGUAGGGCAUUGCUUGUCCAUUACCAUCUCGGCAUUUUUGAGAUUCUUUUGCAGAUUGAGGCGCUUCUCUGUCACCAUGUUCAACUACGCCAACCUCCACGAUGUAUUCCCCUCGGGCCUACCGAACCCCUACGAUCGCAAGCUGCAGCACGAGAUUGAGAGCUCCCGCAAGAGCUUCGAUGGGAUUCUCUUCAUCGACCGUGUGUUGAGGGCCGUGGGCAUUACCAAGGCCAAGGUCUACCCUCCUAAAACCGACAAUGCUGUCAAGCAAUUGCACCAGCAAAUCUGCGACGCCAACAUGUCGAUGCAUUACAAAUUCUCCCUUUUCUACUACGUCCUCCUCGACUUUGACGAAGCAUCCGACCACCAGAGUGUGUCAGAGGCCUUUGUUGAAGCUUCUGGGAUGCCGAAAAAGUACCAGAUCUUUAUGAAGGGCUUGUGGUACAUGGACAAGCAAGACUUUGCGCGAGCGCUCGAGUACAUCGCACAUCCUUCCCUCAUCCCGGACUUCGCCGACGACAUCAUCACCGUCCUGGUUCGCCGCGCUCAAGGCAACGACUAUACCCUGGCACUGUCCUAUUUCCAGACCGUCCAACCGAUCCUCCAGACGUCGGCUGCCCUCGAGCUGCUCUUCAAUGCGAUGGCCCGAACAAGUGUUUCAGAAGCCUUGUUCUACUCUCGUACACACCCCACCCACACUCGCCAGUUGCUCUUCCGACAACUGGUCGCAUCUGUUCUAGAGGGUCGAGGCGGCGAAGAGUUCUCAAACCGAGCUUCGGAGCUCGCAUUCUUGCCUCUUGAUUCUGCCGAAGAGGGGUGGUUCGAAGAGUACUUGACCACCGGCAAUGGAAAGAGCCAUAAGAAGGCCAAGGACACGCUGUUGAUCCGAAAGAUUGCCAGCGAUCGAUUCUCCGAGGUGUCCAACCAACGACAGGGCGGUCAGUGGGCUGGAGUCCUGGAGGGAAUCAAGGGCGGCAUUGGCGGACAGACCGAAUGAUAGGUCCUGUGUGGUUGGUUAUCCAUUUGAAUAGAAAAUGGCAAUGUGAACAUAGCGACGGCGUUAGGUCUGAUUCAUCAAUCCGCUUG
Ilyonectria robusta is the source of this 1137-nucleotide messenger RNA. Its product is annotated as nuclear pore complex assembly-domain-containing protein. Bases 128 to 1048 code for a protein of 306 amino acids. NCBI's taxonomy places the organism in Eukaryota, Fungi, Ascomycota, Sordariomycetes, Hypocreales, Nectriaceae. The transcript is spliced from 3 exons. The record is from RefSeq and is a predicted model, not a curated record.